Molecule: messenger RNA, 1413 nt
Organism: Notothenia coriiceps (black rockcod)
Lineage: Eukaryota; Metazoa; Chordata; Actinopteri; Perciformes; Nototheniidae
Gene: stx6
Product: syntaxin 6
Exons: 8
Coding region: 186-1046 (286 amino acids)
Biological process (GO): Golgi vesicle transport
Cellular component (GO): membrane
Source: RefSeq, a predicted model, not a curated record
UGACGUCAUAGCGUCGCCUCGCUGCAUGUAAACAAAGCGCCGCGGCUGAUUGCGGUUCUGAUGGAGACAAACUGAGAGGAAUCGGAUAGAAAAGUGGAUGAAGUUCGUUCUUUUUGAUCCGGAGCCGAUGGCAGUGUGAUGGCAGUGUGAUGGCAGUGAGAUCAGACUGAACCAGAACCAGCAACAUGUCUAUGGAAGACCCGUUCUUCGUCGUCAAAGGGGAGGUUCAGAAGGCAGUGAACGCAUCUCAGAUGUGUUAUGUUUGUUACAGGGAGGUUCAGAAGGCAGUGAACGCAUCUCAGAUGUGUUAUGUUUGUUACAGGGAGGUUCAGAAGACACUGAACGCCUCACUGAUGUGUUAUGUGUGUUACAGGGAGGUUCAGAAGGCACUGAACGCCUCACUGAUGUGUUAUGUUUGUUACAGGGAGGUUCAGAAGACACUGAACGCCUCUCAGAUGUUGUUUUUCUUAACUGUCCGUGAACGCAUCGUUGAGUCCAACCCAAAGAAGUUCAACCUGGACAUGGCAGAACUGUUGAAGAGGAAAGCCUUCAUCACCAGCACCAGGCAGACGGUCAAGGAAAUGAAAGAACAGAUGUCGAGUCCAGGUGCGUCUUCAGGGGACAGAAAGAACCACCAGGCUCUUCUCGGUGAGCGCGGCCCUUCAGGUCCGAUCUGGCAGCCCGGAGGUAACAAAUACAGCCGUCUGGACAGCCAGCUGCAGAACGCCAACUCUCAGUGCAUCGAGGAGCAGCAGGGCCAGCAGCAGCUGAUUGCAGAGCAGCAGGACGAGCAGCUGGAGCUGGUGUCGGGAACAAUCGGAGUCCUGAAGAACAUGUCGGAGAGGAUCGGCAUGGAGCUGGAUGAGCAGUCUGUGAUGCUGGAUGACUUCACUCAUGAGGUGGACAACACUCACUCCAGACUGGACAAUGUCAUGAAGAAACUGGCUAAGGUGUCGCACAUGACCAGCGAUCGUCGUCAGUGGUGUGCUAUCGGUGUGUUGCUUGGAAUCCUGUUCAUCGUCCUCCUCCUCUUCUUCAUCCUCUGAUUGAUGCCUCCUCCUGUCAGCACUCAUCAAUCUGUCUACUGGACUCUAUCGGACUCCACCAGAGUCAACCUGACUCUACCUGACUCUACUGGACUCUACUGAUCUCUAGAAGACUCCACCAGUCACUACUGGAAUCAAUUGUACCCUUCUGUACCUCUACCAGACCCAAUUUGACUGAACUGGGCUCUCCUGAUCUCUGGAGUCUACCGGACUCUCUCCCACUCCACCUGACAAUCGACUCUGUCGGACUCUAUCGGACUUUACUAGACUCUACAGGCUCCCAUUGGACUCUACUGACUCUACUGAUCUCUAGAAGAUCUCCACCAGACACUACUGGUUUCUAUUGUACCUCUACCAGACCCUAUUU